UGAUGGGACAGUUUUGCCACACUUCCAUUUGCGUGAGCAUUCUGAAGCCUUUUGGGCUUAAUGAAUAUUCAGGGACUUAUUUGUGGAGGUGAAAUUGGUGAUGGCUAGAGGUAGCCAUGAUGCGGCAGCGAGAGCUGAAAUAGCAUUCUUAGAGCAAGGCCUUAAGAAUUCCAACAACAUGCUCCAGCUGAUGAACACCACCAGCACAGAUGCCCAAGAGGUAGUACGGCAAUACAGGAUGGUCUUGAAAGCGCUGAUGGGCGUGAAAGGGAUGGAUGAGGAGAUAUGUGAAGCGCUCAAAGAGUUCAAGGACCAUUUUGAACCCGUUCAACUGUUGGGCGACGAAGUAGGUGCCGACGGUGAGUUUCAGGUAGGAUAUGCUGACGAGUGUGUUGAGAAGAAGGCAAAGGAGCGAGGGGUCUACUUCACCAACUCGAUGAAGGUUCUCGAGCGAUUUCAAGAUCCCGACAAGCAGAUGGAGGGUGGCAAAGGCCAAAGGAGUGCCAAGGCGCCACGGCCAGCUGCGUGGGAGAAAGAGCUGGAUAUGUCUCCAAACUCCAGACAGAAAGCUCGACAGCAGAACUAUGCGAUGGACUCUGCAAAAACUUUGUGGGAACAGAUCAAGGCGAUCUGUGAUGAUAUCUUAAAUCCGCUUGACUGAAUCGCCGCACCUGUACAGAAAAAUGCCAUUAGAUUUCAAAAUUGAAUUUGCAGUCUUGACUCCCUCGACCCAAUGACAAUGGAC
Messenger RNA from Cladocopium goreaui, 745 nucleotides. Lineage: Eukaryota; Dinophyceae; Suessiales; Symbiodiniaceae. The record is from the annotation of a GenBank genome assembly.